Messenger RNA from Pelobates fuscus (common spadefoot toad), 783 nucleotides. Its product is annotated as indolethylamine N-methyltransferase-like. The transcript is spliced from 3 exons. Bases 1 to 783 code for a protein of 260 amino acids. The record is from RefSeq and is a predicted model, not a curated record. Gene Ontology annotation, molecular function: N-methyltransferase activity. NCBI's taxonomy places the organism in Eukaryota, Metazoa, Chordata, Amphibia, Anura, Pelobatidae. Gene Ontology annotation, cellular component: cytosol.
AUGAGUUCCACCGGCCACAAGCAUUAUCAUGAUAAUGAUUACCCAGCAAAAAGAGUGGUUGAAGUUUACUUUUGUGAUGAUCGUUUCCCAUUAAUAGAUGAAAACCUGAAGUUUCCAAUGGAACAAAUUCAUAAAGACAUUGAUUCAGGACUCGUAAAGGGAGAAACAUUGAUUGAUUUUAGUGUUACAGCCUCAGCAAACCAUCUUAUACCAGUCUGUAAUGGAUUCAAAGAUAUAUAUGUAGUAGACGUUAAUAAGGUCAACAUUGAUGAAUUUGAGAAAUGGCUUCAAAGCAAAGAAGACGCUGCUAACUUCUCAUAUGGAGCGAAGGUUCAUCACAAGUUAGAAGGUGGCAGAGAAGCAUGGCACUUGAAGGAAGACAAAAUAAGACAAGCAAUUAAAGGAGUAAUACAAUGGGAUAUUUCUAAUGAUGAUCAGGUCCCUGUCGAUUUACCCCAAGCAGACUGCAUUCUAAGUGUAUUUCUACUGGAAAUUACGAGCAAAGACAAAGACACCUUCCAAAGCAACCUGAAUAAACUGACAUCCCGACUUAAAAUAGGGGGGGGAAUUUUACUAUUUACACUCAUAAAUAUGACAUUUUAUAUGGUUGAUGAACACAAGUUUUUCGUUUUAACAGUCGAUACCGAUUUUAUAAAACAGGCUGUAAUUAAUGCUGGUUUUGUCAUUGAAAAGGUGAAUGUAUUGCCUAGCAAAAAAAACUGUGAACUGGUUGAUUGCGAUGCCAUAAUGUAUGUAAGAGGCCGCAAGGAAAGGGAAGCUUAG